Molecule: messenger RNA, 1449 nt
Organism: Gadus macrocephalus (Pacific cod)
Lineage: Eukaryota; Metazoa; Chordata; Actinopteri; Gadiformes; Gadidae
Exons: 3
Coding region: 177-1319 (380 amino acids)
Source: RefSeq, a predicted model, not a curated record
CCAGGUACUAGGUGAGCUAAGCACUCUGCCUUUAAUGCGUAUAGGGAGCGGCGGGCCUGCCUAAUGGGCUGAUCUCCUGACAUUAACAUUGUUAUCAACAUUGUUAUCUUAACACCCAAUUAGUACAUUGUAAUACACUUCACUGACUUGUUUUUUUUCUUCUUGUCUUUCAGAAAAUGUCUUUUGCUCCCCUUUUCCAUUUCGAACCCUCUUCCUCCGAGCUCACCCUUCGCCCCUCUGAUGCCGCUGACGCAGUGGCAAGCAAACGCCAGGCCUCUGCCACUGGGUCUCAGGUGAAGAGGGGUGAUGUGGUUCGAGCCGAGGCGAGGGCCAGAGCCCUGCAGAAGGGUGGCAUGUCGGGCGAGUUUGUGCUGGCGGAGAGCGAGGUGCAGUUUGGCCUGUACCGCGGUCAAACUUUCAAGUGGCUGCUGGGAAAUGCGGUGGGGUACGCCGUCACCAUCUUGGCGUCCCACCAGAUGGAGAGAGAGGGAGGGGACACCAGCAAGUCGCCCCUCAUGGAGAACAAGGACGCCCUCGCCUCCUACGCCGGGCUGUUCCCACCCAUGGUGACGGCCGUCGCCAGGCGUAGGUUGUGCGAGGGCUCCGCGUCUUCCAGGGGCUGGACGACGCGCUGGUGGGGUUCGGGGUGCAUUCGCACCGGACCUACAAGUCCCUGUAUGGCGAGCGGGACCAAGAGAGUUGAACAGUCCGACAGCGCUGCUGCUCCUCCUCCUCCUCCUCCAUCAAAGAGGAAGAGGAAGCACAGGGGGACGCCACACAGGGUUACCCUGUGCCGCUUCAAGUCUCGCCUAAGGCAGGACACCCGGGUGCUGGAGGAGCAAAAGGGGAAGCCCCAAUGCCAGCCGGGGGACCCCUGCCCCACGUGCGCCCAACCCAGGACCCUGGACACGGGGCACGCGCUCUACAAGAGCAGUGCGUACUGCGAGUCGGAGGCGGCCUCACCGCUCGUGAGUGGCUCAUCAGCCAACAGGCCCCGGAGGACGCCGGGAAGGUGCCCAGGACCACCCUGUGGAACAUCGCCCGCAGGAAGGAGGAGCAGGUCGGCGGCUCCUCUUCCCCUCGACGCAAACUGCCAGCGGUGCCUCCAGCCGGCGCAGAAGGACUUUGGCCACAGCCGGUUCGAUGGGGAGAGUUUCUGCUCCCUCUACGCCGGCAAAGGCGUAGACCUGUGGCUGGCCGAGAGGAGGGACCGCAAGAGGCGAAAGCCAAAGAGGAAGCAGAGGAAGCAGCGGGAGGAGAGGAGGGCGAAGGGCCCGGCGUCAGACCCUGGAGAGGAACACAGCCCCGGCAGAGUGUGAGGCUGCUCCUCCCCGGGAACCCCCCUCCUGUGUUGUGCUUGUUUUUAAUUUAAUAAAUCUAUUUGUAUUACACACGCUUGUCCCUUCUUUUUACUUUAAGCAACAAGUCCACAACAACAAUGAUAACAAA